GUCAAUAAUAAUGUGUCAAGUCUCUUUAUCAACUAUCAACGAUAACAUUUAAUUUACUUCAUAUUUCAAUGUAUUCACAAAACUAUAUUAUAUUAGGAAAUGUAGAAAGCAUGUUGUUGCUAUAAAGUUAAGACGUAUUAUGAUUUUUUGUGGCAAAGUUUGUAUACAUGAGCAACAAAGAAAUAAAAACAAAAGAAAUGGUCGUGAAAAGUAAAAAUAAAGUUCUAUCAUGUUCAACACCGGAUAACCGAUUAGAUUCACCGUCGAGAGAUAGUGAUUCGAUAUACGACUCAGACGCGUCCAGCCCUGUGCCAUUUUUGUGUACACAGGAUGGAGCAGAAGGUGAAACAGACGUUGUAUGGAAUUUUUACACACCAAAGUCUGGAGCAACUAAAUCAAAAUUUAGAAACACAACACCAGUUAGUAGAAGAAUUAAGAAAUCAGAAAGACCUAAACAUAUAGAUAAACCUGCACCGAAACGUAGAACUGUUAAACCUUCACAGAAAAAAAUAGAAUUGUUUCAGGAACUUGUUGAAUUAAAUCAUAAUGUGCAUAAGCUUGUUGAUAAGUCAACAGCUAAGCCAGUAGAAAAACCUCAGUCUGAAGAAGAUAUAUUUAGUGAUUGUAGUGAUAGCUCACCCAGAAGUGGAUUAAAAAUUAAAAAUCCCUGCUUAAGGAAAAAUGUACUAAGUUCUAAAUUCAUAAAAACAGAAUCUGAAAGUGGAUUAGAAUCUGACGAUUCUAUGAAUGAAUAUUUGUUAAAAGCAAGUCAAGUGGUUGAAGAAAAUAUUUUAAAAUGUGAACCCAUUCAAGCCAAAAGGCCUCGACUUGACCCUGUCAAUAAAAAAAAUUUAAAGCCAUGCUUACAAGUAAAUAUUGACCAAGAUUCAAUGGAUGCCAUAUUAAGUAAUAUUCAAUUAGACUCGCCCAGUAUGAUUAAGGUUAAAAAAUGUGAAUCGCCUUUAGUAAAUAAUGAUUCCUUUGACAAUUUAGUGGGAAAUUUAAAUGAUAGUGCAUUGGAGAUGCUAUCACAAAUUCCGAUUAAGAAUGAACCUACAACAAACACAACCUCUGCAAAAACGGACACAAAUUGGUCCAGUCCAUCAUCAAAAACAAUUUUUGGAAGACAUAAUUCUAUGCCAGAAUCUCCGUCUGUUAAUGACACUAACAAACCUUCAACUAGUGGAAUGGUCUUUGGCAGAUACAGUUCAAUGCCAUUCAAUAAAAGCAUUGAAAAAAUAGUUCCUGGAGAUUCACCAAUACGAUGUACACCUGAAGAGAUAAAAAAGAAACAUCAACAAGCUAGAGAAAGACUUCUUGCAAAAAGAGUAUUGCCAUUCACACCUAGUCAUUCCCAGUCAUUAAAUCCAAGCCAAACAUCACAACAUAAAUUUGUCCCUAAAAAACCAAUUUUCCAGCCGAAAGUACCUACUGUUAAAACUUCUCUAGAUACUAAACAGAAUGCACAGAUAAACACUCAUCAAAAACAACCUAGUACAGAUAAUAUAAAGUUACUUAUUGAAAAAAAAAGACAGGAAGCAUUAAUGAAGUUGAGAAGAAGACAAGCUCAGAAUAAAUUUUGAUACUUAGUAUAAGCUGAAAUACCUAAAUUAAGUGUGCAUUAUGUGAUAUAUUACAAUUAUGUUGUUUUUCACGUACCUAAAUGUAAUGUGAUAAGUGAUUUUUAUUUUCAUACUUGUUGUCUUAUUUUGCCAAUUGUGAUUAUUUUUAUUAUCAAACACACAUAUUUGUUGGAAUAAAGUAUUGAUUCUUUUGUUCA
Molecule: messenger RNA, 1780 nt
Organism: Nymphalis io (European peacock)
Lineage: Eukaryota; Metazoa; Arthropoda; Insecta; Lepidoptera; Nymphalidae
Exons: 3
Coding region: 168-1583 (471 amino acids)
Source: RefSeq, a predicted model, not a curated record